Messenger RNA from Gregarina niphandrodes, 522 nucleotides. RefSeq lists its product as hypothetical. Lineage: Eukaryota; Apicomplexa; Conoidasida; Eugregarinorida; Gregarinidae. The coding region runs from base 1 to 522 and encodes 173 amino acids. The record is from RefSeq and is a predicted model, not a curated record. The transcript has a single exon.
AUGAAUAGCUGGUUCAAGUUGGCUUUGUGCGUCUGGGGUGCUAUCGGACAGACGAUUGAGAGUUGGAUCGGUGGCCAGUACCCGAGUUCUUUGUCCAAGACGAUGGCGUUGGUUGGUGAUGUGAGUCAGUUGAUGUCGGGUCUGGGGAGUCGGCAUGUGGUGGUGAUAUUGCCUAGUAAUGACGCGUGGAAAUCACACAAGGAUUUGUACAAUAAGUUGCAGAGCAGCCCGAAUGAUAGGUACUCGAUGCUUCUGGAUGCGGUAGUGGAAGUGCCCGGUGUAACCACUCUGGCGGGGGUCAAGUCUCUGAACGACAUUAGCUUCAGCGAUGUCUAUACUCUGGCCGGUACGCCAGUAGUCAAGGAUAAGGGCAAGUACUAUUACGGCCAGAUGUCAGCCGACGGCAGCACAAAGAAAUCCGGAAAGCCCAUUGAAAUAAACAAGACCCCUCUAGCCGCCUUCGACAACGUCGCCAUUUUCCAGGCCAAGACAUUCGCUCUACCGCCUGCACUCCGCCAAUGA